GCAGACGAGCUGGCUCAGACCUUAACCAGAGUUCUCGCCGGCUCCUUGUAGCCGCCGGAGCGCCUCGGCGAGGGAGGACGUGCGGGCUAAAGCCUCCGCUGGAAGAGACGCGACCCGCGUGGGACUGGCGGAGUACCAGCGGGAGGCUGAGGCUGCGAACGCCACGGAAGCCAUAAAGACGGCUGCUGCACCACCGGCCGUCCCGGAACGCACGCGGCCUCCAGGGCUGCGUGACCAAGGACCGCGCCCCGGGGAGGCCUCCCGGGAGCGGGCUUCCCAGUCCCGCAGUUCAGCGUCCCGUGGCCCGCUCGCGCCGCCAGCCCGCCAGCUCUUCCGGGAGCCUGGGGCAUGAACGGCUACGGCUCCCCCUAUCUGUACAUGGGCGGCCCGGUGUCGCAGCCGCCGCGGGCGCCCCUGCAACGCACGCCCAAGUGCGCGCGCUGCCGCAACCACGGUGUGCUGUCUUGGCUGAAGGGCCACAAGCGCUACUGCCGCUUCAAGGACUGCACCUGUGAGAAGUGCAUCCUCAUCAUCGAGCGUCAGCGAGUCAUGGCGGCGCAGGUGGCGCUGCGCCGGCAGCAGGCCAACGAGAGCCUGGAGAGUCUCAUCCCCGACUCUCUGCGCGCCCUGCCGGGACCCCCGCCGUCGGGGGACGCCGCCGCCGCCCCGCAGCAGCCCCAGACCUCGCAGCCAUCUCAGCCGCCGCCGCCGCGCCCCGCCGCCGAGUUGGCUGCCGCCGCCGCGCUACGCUGGGCCGCCGAGCCCCAGCCCGGGGCGCUGCAGGCACCGCUCGCCAAGCCAGAUUUGACUGAAGAGCGACUUGGGGACAGCAGCACGGCAGACAACACAGAGGCCCUCAGUGACAAAGAUGCUGACCAGAGGAGCUCCCCGGAUGUGGCAAAAAGGAAGGGCUGCUUCACCCCCGAGAGCCCCGAGAUAGUGUCAGUGGAUGAAGGGGGCUAUGCGAUCCAGAAAAACGGAGGCAACUCCGAGAGCCGCCCUGACAGUCCCAAGUACCACGGGGAACAGAAUCAUCUCCUAAUCGAGGGCCCCUCGGGGACCGUGUCUCUGCCCUUCAGCUUGAAAGCGAACAGACCCCCUCUGGAAGUGUUAAAAAAAAUAUUCCCCACCCAGAAGCCCACGGUGCUCGAGCUGAUCCUGAAGGGCUGUGGCGGGGACCUGGUGAGCGCCGUGGAGGUCCUGCUCUCCAGCCGCUCCUCCGUCUCCGCAGCGGACCGAACUUCAGCAGAGCCCGAGAGUCUGGUGUUACCUUCCAAUGGGCACAUCUUCGAACACACCUUGAGCUCCUACCCCAUCUCCUCCUCCAAGUGGUCGGUGGGGUCGGCCUUCAGAGUCCCAGACACACUGCGGUUUUCCACCGACUCUAGUAACGUUGUCCCCAACCCCUUGGCGGUGCCCCUGCAGCACCCUUUCCCCCAGCCACCCAGGUACCCUCUGAUGCUGAGGAAUACUUUGGCGAGAAACCAGUCGAGCCCCUUUUUGCCGAACGAUGUCACCCUGUGGAACACCAUGACGCUGCAGCAGCAGUACCAGCUGAGGUCCCAGUACGUCAGCCCUUUCCCCAGUAACUCUACCAGUGUCUUCAGAAGCUCACCUGUCCUCCCCACUCGCACCCCGGAAGACCCUCGGAUCUCCAUCCCUGAAGAUGGGUGUCCGAUUGUGUCAAAGCAGUCCAUUUACACCGAGGAUGACUUUGAUGAGAGAUCCGACUCCUCAGACUCCAGGAUACUCAACACGUCCUCUUAAAGUGGAACCAGAUGGGAGUUGACCAGGUGACAUUCUCUGUGCAUCUGAACCCUGGGGUCCCCCCUGAGGAGAGGCCACAUCCUAUGUAUACCCUUUCCUUCUGUUUGACAAAGUGACUGUGCUUGAUUCUAUACCUUAGCAAUAAAAACAUAACUUAUUUAAUUUCUUGCACUUCAUUGGAAAAUGCCAAAUAGCUCUGCUCUGUGGCUUUAGUGCUGAAUGUUUAUUGUAAAAGAGAGUCUAAUGCUAAGAAUAGUCUUGGGAAAGCUGGGUCCACAGAAGAUUUAUCUGGGGAUGUAAAACUGGAGGUCAGCCUUGCUUCUAAACUCAACCUGGAAUGUUCAAUAAAAUAGUAUACUUGAAUGCGAUUUUGUAAAAGAGGAUUCCUUGGGAUAUGUGAAACUUAAAGGAAGUGGUUCGAUUUCAAAUGGACUAUAAACAGGGACAUUAUAUUCUUAUGCUGAAAAUCCUUCUUGCAUUUUAAAGAGAGACUGCACUUAAGACUAGAGUGAACUGCUCACAUGCUUAUUUUAAGCUUGGACAGUUUUCAGAGACAAACUCCAUUAAGAAUUAUUCUUUUCACAUGGCUGAAUCGAAACAUGUGUAAUGUCAAUGUAAAACCAAUCACAGCUGUGAACUGCAUGAAAUGUAUUGUGAAAUGAACACAAGAUUAAGCUUUGUCAGGUUAAUGUAGCAUGCUAAGGACUCUAGAAAAAAAAAUAAACUAAGGAGAUGA
Molecule: messenger RNA, 2503 nt
Organism: Rhinolophus ferrumequinum (greater horseshoe bat)
Lineage: Eukaryota; Metazoa; Chordata; Mammalia; Chiroptera; Rhinolophidae
Gene: DMRT3
Product: doublesex and mab-3 related transcription factor 3
Exons: 2
Coding region: 349-1767 (472 amino acids)
Biological process (GO): regulation of transcription by RNA polymerase II; male sex differentiation
Cellular component (GO): nucleus
Molecular function (GO): protein binding; RNA polymerase II cis-regulatory region sequence-specific DNA binding; DNA-binding transcription factor activity, RNA polymerase II-specific
Source: RefSeq, a predicted model, not a curated record